AUGAUUAUUUCUUCACAUCCGCGCUCUCCACGAUCCGACAUGCAUUCUCGAAAGCCGACACAUCUUUCCAUAUCAUCUACAUCCUCACUAUCCCCACGACUUGGCGUCCCAUUGAACCGACCUCUUCUCUCCCCCAGAACGCCUAGUUCUCCGAGCUUACCAUCUCUAAUCCCAAGGCACGGCAAAAGAACACCGCUUCGAUCUAGCAGACUAGUAUGGAAGCUUCUAUUUCCACUCCUCGGAAUCAUACUCGUUCUAUGGGGUGCGCUUCACAUCCUCGCAUAUGGUCCGAGACUCUUCUCCCAAUCUCCCCCCCAAGGAUCGAAUACAUUACCACAACUACGGCCACCAAGACCUCGGCCGGGAGAAGCAGGCUAUGAGAUUGUUGGGGAGGAUGCACCUCCGGACUAUCCUACAGCUCUCAUAGUUCAUGACAAGGCUGGGAGACCGAGUUGGACAAUUAGUAUCCCUGAGCAGUACGAUUUUCCCUUGGAGCAAAACUGGUAUCAUGAAUUGUGCGAGCAGGCGCAUGACAUGCCGCAUCACCUAUCGAGGGUCGCGAAGGGCAGAGUGGAUCACGAGCCGGGACAGCCUGACAAACCCGAGCGAGGCCUUACUGGUAUGAUGAAGCUUCGAAAAAAGAGACACGGGUACUAUCAAACGGACAAAUUCUUCAUAGAUAUCGAUGAAGCUGAAAGAGAGGGACUGCUACCACAGGUGGGGGAGGCUCAGGAAGCUUUGGUCGAAGAUGAAGGUUCGGAGAAUUUGAAAGUGUGCAAGCGGAGCCUUACAUACGUCCUGGAGAGCACCGAUGCCGGGUUUGGCAAGGCACUCAUGGGCCUCUGGAUGGCAUAUGGUCUUGCGGAGAAGGAAAAGAGAGCUUUCUUCGUAGAUGACACCAGGUGGGCGUAUGGAAAUUAUACGACCUACUUCCAGGAUCCCCCGCCGCCAUCUUGCCUUCCACCGCCGUCACACCAUCGACUUCCUUGCCCGUACUCCGCUCGCCACAAAGUCAUUUCUUCUGCCACGCAUUCCUUCGCUUUUGGCCAUCACUUUAUUGAAGCGUUUGAGGAUCCGAAAGGAAUGGGGACAGCGCGACAAAAGAACAUUUUUGCGCUUGCCCGAAGAGGGUAUGAGGCGCUUUUCAAACUUGCCGAUGAAGGAGACCAGAAAUAUGCAGACCAGCGGGUAAAGCAGCUCGUCGACCAGACAAGAAAAGAGGGCGGCAUGGCUGUAGGAAUGCAUAUCCGAAGAGGCGACCGACAUCCGUACGAGUCACAGUACCGAGACGAUUACUUACCUUUGACGAGAUAUACGGACGAGGGAAGGGAGGCUGUCUUUCGAGCGACGCACGGUAAACGGCAUGGCGCUCCUGGCUUGUCGGAAAGCAAGUUGAUUCUUGCCUCGGACGAUCCGGACAUUUUCUUCGAGCCAGAGGUGUCACGCGCAACACGUGCGCAAGACCGGAUUAUUCUUGGCUCAAAGAUUCAGAUGGAAGCCGCCCGAGCAAAGGCGGCUGCUGAAGCGGCUGCAGCAAAUCGUGGCAAGCCUGCGACUCCAAUCAAGCGUUGGGUCGACGAUAUGCUGGGUUGGGAAGGAGGGUUCUACGCCGAUGUGUUCUGGUCGCUCGACGACCCUUCAAAGUUGGCUUCCAACAAUGGUGGCCAUUCAGACGUCAACUCGCCCGGCUCCAGUCUAUCAAACGCCGGGAUUUCGGACUACAUCCCACCGAGCCAGGAGACAUUGCAGCUGCGAGAGAUGCUCGCCAGGAGCUACCUGCUUGAUCUCAGCAUUCUCAGCAAGUGCGACGCGGUGGUCUGCGCGGUCAGCUCUGCAGGAUGCAGGCUCCUCGGUGUCAUGGUCGGUUGGGAGGGCAUGCUUGGCAAGGAGGGACUCGGCUGGGACGGACACGUUUGGAGGAACGUUGAUGCAGGAAUCCCGGACUGGAGGGGUAUUGUGUGGUAAAGGAGAAUAGGGCUGUGCCCGCGUGAUGAUUCAAUGACUUGGCAUAUUUGCAUAUAGGAGGCGUCUUCCUUGUGGAAGUGGGAGUUGGCUUGGAUUUGAUAUUGAGCACGACGGCAUAGCCGUUGCUAAAGAGUGUUUGGCGUUGGGCAUAUCGCAUGAUAUGCCUAGGAAAUGGAAAUCGAUUCUAUUAGACUUGCAUUGUUUAUGAUCGGUGGCAACGGUGGAUAUCAGACAAGCUUUACGACUGACAGGGUCUUGUGAAG
Messenger RNA from Eremomyces bilateralis CBS 781.70, 2228 nucleotides. RefSeq lists its product as uncharacterized. NCBI's taxonomy places the organism in Eukaryota, Fungi, Ascomycota, Dothideomycetes, Eremomycetales, Eremomycetaceae. Gene Ontology annotation, molecular function: alpha-(1->6)-fucosyltransferase activity. The record is from RefSeq and is a predicted model, not a curated record. Gene Ontology annotation, biological process: protein N-linked glycosylation. Bases 1 to 1965 code for a protein of 654 amino acids. The transcript is spliced from 3 exons.